Messenger RNA from Penaeus monodon (black tiger shrimp), 2035 nucleotides. RefSeq names its product receptor-type tyrosine-protein phosphatase alpha-like. Lineage: Eukaryota; Metazoa; Arthropoda; Malacostraca; Decapoda; Penaeidae. Gene Ontology annotation, molecular function: protein tyrosine phosphatase activity. Gene Ontology annotation, biological process: protein dephosphorylation. The record is from RefSeq and is a predicted model, not a curated record.
GGGCGCACUUUAUCCCCACAAGAAAUUCUAAUUUUCAGAUCAGCAGGAAAGCAAUUUGGUUCCGAAAGACAGAAAAAUCUCUUUCCAAAAUGUUUCGUCACUUCCAGACACAGCUUCGUUAUCUCGAGAGCAGGACCCUGUAUAUGAAAACAUCGACCUGCAAGAAAUUUACGACAACGAUUACCGUCGUGUUCCUCGCGUGGGGGUCGAGUCGUACCUCAACCGAGUCAUUGGGUCGAGUGAGGCGGCUGACGAGUUCAAAACCAUACCCGAAAACACCGGCAGGAAAAUGGACGUUGGCAACCUACCUGAAAAUAAGAAGAAAAACCGUUACCGAAACAACUUGCCUUAUGACGACACAAGGGUGAUACUGACCCUGAAGAAUGACGUGGCGCAUUCAGAUUACAUCAACGCCAAUCAUAUUAGGGGUUACGGACAGAAAAUGCAUUACAUCGCUACCCAGGGCCCCAAGGCAGAAAAACUCGACACAAUAGGGGACUUCUGGAGGAUGGUGUGGGAGCAAAACGUGUCUGCCAUAAUCAUGGUUGCUAACUUCAUAGAAAACGGGAAGCCGAAAGUGGCAGAGUAUCUACGCUUUGGCUCGAGCGUGGAAACAGAAGAAAUGAUAGUCAGUGUUGUGAGCAGGGAAAAUUUGCCCCAUUUCAUGUUGACAAGAGUUUGCCUGACGACUCGUAACGGUCAGCGGCGAGAACUUUGGCAUUAUCAGUUCAUUAGCUGGCCUGACCAUGGCGUUCCAGGGGAGGCACUGUCUCUAGCUUCAAUGAUGAGACACUUCAGAGUCAGGCAUCCACAUGGCGUGACGGUCGUGCACUGUUCGGCCGGCAUUGGGCGAACGGGGACGGUGCUGCUGGUGCUGCUCCUACUCGACAGCCUAGACCUGGAAGACUCCAUGGACCCCGUUGAGGCCCUGGCCCGCCUCAGGGACAGCAGGGCGCGUCUCGUCGAGUCGUUCGCGCAGUACAGUCUCGCGCUACAGAUACUCGACGAAAUUUUGUUCGGCACCAGUACGAACGUGCAGUUGGCCAGCCUCCUCGAAGAGGUGCCACGCCUUCUUCUCGAGUGUCCUAACCAGUACAGGAAGCUCAAGGCCCUUCCUUCGGCGCUCACGUACAGGGUAGCUGAACAACAGGAUGUCUCUGCCCUCACACGGAACCACGCAGCUUUCCCCUCGGACACCUGGAGGGUCUGUCUCGCUGCCCAAGAAGGUGUCCACGAAUCUCAGUACAUCAACGCCAUCAGAGUGACCGGGCUUACCAACAAGGAGGCCUUCAUGGUCACUGAACACCCGUUAGCAUCGACAUCGGAGAGGUUCUGGCGCCUGGUGUUCGAGAGAUCCUGUCCCGUGGUGGUGUUCCUCAAUGAGUUCUCGGACAAGGACGAGUUCCCAGCAGUGUUGCCAGACCAAGAGGAGGAGUGGACCUUUGGGCGUCAUCGCGUUCGUACCCUCUCUAUCCAACCUUAUUCCCAGUCUCUCUUACAAGCCCGCGUCACUGUUACCAACCCACAGAAUGAGACCUACAGCGCCGUCGUCUACCAGGUGACGGGCUGGAAGUAUGGCCAGGAGCUUCCUCCCUCCGAGGACGUCCCCAUCACCCUCGCCGACCUGCUCUUCCAGGUGCCGCGUGGGCCCUACUCGGGGCCUCCGCUCCUCUGCUGCAGCGAUGGCGUCACGGCCUGCGGACUGGUGGCAGCCGUCACGUUGGUCUUGGAACGAGCUGUGAACCACCAGAGUGUUGACAUCUACCGGACCUCCGUCAUGUUGUUGAGAUGUCGCCCCCAGUUCAUCACCUCUGUGGAUCAGUACGCGGCUCUGUACAAAUCUGCCUCAUUAUAUUUGGAAAACUUUUCCACGUAUUCGAACAUCUCCUGAGGAUUUAGAUGAAUUACGGAGAGUUACUACAACAGCUUUAAAACAUAAUUUUGUUUUAGUUCAGACAAGAGAUUAUUCAUCUGCUAUAUUGUUUCAUAUACAUUUUCAUUUCUUUCUUAUCAAAAUCAAAACAUGAUUUCCAUU